GCGGUCUGGACCAGUAUAAAAGCCAGUCCAAGAGCAGGCUCCCUCAUCCACUUCUCUUGCCUUCUCCUCCUUGGUGAACAAGGUGCACCUCCGUCGCGCAGCCAUGUCCUGCUACGAUCUGUGCCGCCCCUGUGGCCCAACCCCGCUUGCCAACAGCUGCAACGAGCCCUGUGUCAGGCAGUGCCAGGACUCCCGGGUGGUGAUCCAGCCCUCUCCCGUGGUGGUGACCCUGCCCGGACCCAUCCUCAGCUCCUUCCCCCAGAACACCGCUGUGGGAUCCACCACCUCCGCUGCCGUUGGCAGCAUCCUGAGUGAGGAGGGAGUGCCCAUCUCCUCCGGAGGCUUUGGCCUCUCUGGCCUUGGUGGCCGCUACUACGGCAGAAGGUGCCUGCCCUGCUAAAGGCGGGCUGGACGUCCAGCGAGUGCAUCGACCAGGAAGCCCAAAGCCAGGUGCUGGACUGAGGACGGAGCUGCUGGCCAGGGUUUCCGGAGGGCUUGAGCGG
Messenger RNA from Grus americana (Whooping crane), 503 nucleotides. Its product is annotated as feather beta keratin. Gene Ontology annotation, cellular component: intermediate filament. Lineage: Eukaryota; Metazoa; Chordata; Aves; Gruiformes; Gruidae. The transcript is spliced from 2 exons. The record is from RefSeq and is a predicted model, not a curated record. Bases 104 to 400 code for a protein of 98 amino acids. Gene Ontology annotation, molecular function: structural constituent of cytoskeleton.